Rattus rattus (black rat) is the source of this 1767-nucleotide messenger RNA. RefSeq names its product TOR signaling pathway regulator (gene Tiprl). The transcript is spliced from 7 exons. Gene Ontology annotation, cellular component: cytosol. The record is from RefSeq and is a predicted model, not a curated record. Lineage: Eukaryota; Metazoa; Chordata; Mammalia; Rodentia; Muridae. Bases 117 to 932 code for a protein of 271 amino acids. Gene Ontology annotation, biological process: TOR signaling.
GGGGGCGGGGCCGAGAUGGUAACGGACGCGCCCAGGAGCCGCGCUGCAGGGAGGGCCAUACUGUGACCGCUGCCGCAGGCGCUUGCUCAGAGUAGCCCUGCGGCUCCGCUUCUGCCAUGAUGAUCCACGGCUUUCAGAGCAGCCACCAGGACUUCUCCUUCGGGCCUUGGAAGCUUACGGCGUCCAAGACUCACAUCAUGAAGUCUGCGGAUGUGGAAAAGUUAGCCGACGAGCUGCAUAUGCCAUCCCUCCCUGAAAUGAUGUUUGGAGACAACGUUCUAAGGAUCCAGCAUGGUUCUGGCUUCGGAAUAGAGUUCAAUGCUACGGAUGCCCUGAGAUGUGUGAACAACUACCAGGGCAUGCUCAAAGUAGCCUGUGCUGAAGAGUGGCAGGAAAGUAGGACGGAGGGUGAGCACUCCAAAGAAGUUAUUAAACCAUAUGACUGGACCUAUACAACAGAUUAUAAAGGAACGUUGCUUGGAGAAUCUCUUAAGUUAAAGGUUGUACCUACAACAGAUCAUAUAGAUACAGAAAAAUUGAAAGCCAGAGAACAGAUUAAAUUUUUUGAAGAAGUUCUCCUGUUUGAAGAUGAAUUACAUGAUCAUGGCGUUUCCAGCCUGAGUGUGAAAAUUAGAGUAAUGCCUUCCAGCUUUUUUCUGCUAUUGCGGUUUUUCCUGAGAAUUGAUGGGGUGCUCAUCAGAAUGAAUGACACAAGGCUUUAUCAUGAGGCUGACAAGACCUACAUGUUACGAGAAUAUACAUCCAGAGAGAGCAAAAUUGCUAAUUUAAUGCAUGUUCCACCUUCCCUCUUCACGGAACCUAAUGAAAUAUCACAAUAUUUACCAAUUAAGGAAGCAGUUUGUGAGAAGCUAGUAUUUCCAGAAAGAAUUGAUCCUAACCCCGUGGACUCAGAAAGUGCGCCCUCAGAAUAAAAUGUGAUACAGCACACUCUCCAUGUGGACCUGACUGGGUACCUUGGCUCUUUGUAGGGUGUUUUUAUUAUGAGAAUUGAUUUCCUUGCUUAUGCGCAGGUUUUCUGUAGCCUUAAAGGAAAAUAAAAGAUUGUUGCAGGCAGGUUCCACCCAACUCCUAUUUAUCCUGUCUGUAUCCUGUUCCUACUCCAGAGAGAUAUGCGCUCUGGAGCUUAAUUGGAUUCUUAAGUCAUCACAAAUUGUGACCUCAGCAGUGACGUGUCUGUCUCAGGAGGGGGACGUAAUCCACAUCCAUCCUGAAGCAUCGUCUUCUACCGUGAAGAGGCCGACUUGUAAAUGCCAUCACUGAGCCCGAGGCCUGUGACCCUCACAGGGUUCUGACUGCAUGCUGACUGCUGCUCUGGCUCCUGGCCGUGGGCUUUCUGGUGUUUAUUCGCACUUCUGGAGAGUUGUGACGUGUCACCUACAGAAUUAAUCUUGUAUUAUUCAUUAGUUGGAGUUUCUGGGCAACAUAUUGUGUGUGUUUGUACACACUUAUAUUUUUUAAAUCUUUUCAUUUAAAUGUCUUUGUCUCUGAGUAGUGUUAGAUUACUUAUUUUGAUAAUUCAUUGUUAAAUUGUGGAUAAUUAAAAUGAAAUAAUUGACUUUUUUUUUUAAAAAAAAGAGAGGUGGGCGGUGGGGAGGAAGAGUGUGCUUCUGAAGAUUGUAUUAGUGUAUUCCUGUGAGGAGUACCAAGGUGUGUCCUUGGCCAUUUCUAAAUAUGACAUAUGCCAUUUUAUAUUUAUUUGUCCAAGUGUCUUUUGUAAGAGGAGAAUAAAUAAUAAGGAAUUAUGUA